Messenger RNA from Cyphellophora europaea CBS 101466, 1488 nucleotides. RefSeq lists its product as uncharacterized. Gene Ontology annotation, biological process: transmembrane transport. Gene Ontology annotation, cellular component: membrane. Bases 1 to 1488 code for a protein of 495 amino acids. The record is from RefSeq and is a predicted model, not a curated record. Gene Ontology annotation, molecular function: transmembrane transporter activity. The transcript has 5 exons. NCBI's taxonomy places the organism in Eukaryota, Fungi, Ascomycota, Eurotiomycetes, Chaetothyriales, Cyphellophoraceae.
AUGUCUUCAAUCCCACGCAAGAAAUGGUGGAAGAUCCAAUGGUAUUCCGAUGAUGACACGCCCGAAGAGCGCAGAUUUCUCGUCAAGCUCGAUCUCAUCGUUGUGCCAUACGCAGUUCUAGCAUACUGGGUCAAGUACAUCGACCAGUCCAAUCUCAACAAUGCAUACGUUGCAGGUCUGAAAGAAGACCUGGGGUUUCAUGGCAACCAACUGGUGCAGCUGCAGACAUUCUACAUCAUUGGCGCUGUCACUGGCCAGAUACCGUUCAUGUUUCUGUUCACCUAUAUCCCCAUGUACUGGACGAUCCCGUUUCUCGAUAUCAUGUGGGGAGUCUUCACAUUACUGCAGUACCGCACACAGACUUUCGCGGAGCUUGCUGCUUAUCGUUUCUUGGUGGGAUGGUUCGAGGCUGCGUUCUUUCCAGCUAUGCACUACGUUUUCGGAUCGUGGUAUCGAGGCCACGAAAUCGCCCGACGAGGAGGCAUCUUCUACACUGGCCUCUCUCUUGGUACAUUGACUGCUGGCUUGAUCCAAGCCGGUGCCUCACAGAGACUUGAUGGUGUCCACGGGCUUGCUGGAUGGCGCUGGAUGUACAUUAUUUGUGCUCUGAUAACCAUCCCUGUGGGGAUCCUUGGCUAUUUCAUGCUCCCUGGAACCAUUGAUCAACCCAACCGCUGGAUCCUGAACGAGAAAGAUGUCGAGAUCGGCCGCAGACGUCUGGAGCGGGCAGGUCACGUCACACACGGCAAGUUCAAGGUCGGGAACCUUCGCAACAUCGUCACGAAACCGCAAUUCUGGACGGUUAUCCUCGUCGACGUCCUCUUCUGGCAAGCCGGCACACACGCCAGCACCGGUGGCUUUCUUCUUUGGAUCAAAAGCCUGCAAAGAUACUCGAAAGCUCGCAUCAACGAGCUCGGCACCAUAGCGCCUGCCUUGGGCGUUUUCUACACGCUCUUCGCCUGCUUCGCAUCCGACCUUGUCAUGGGCCCUGCAUGGGCAAUCACUAUGGCCUCGACCUGGAACGCCACAGGCCUGCUGAUCCUCACUAUAUGGAACGUCCCAGAAUCGGCCAAGUGGUUCGCCUUCUCGACCGCAUACGCUUGCAACGCGUUAUCCAGUGUGUUCCACGGCUGGGUCAAUAAUCUGCUCAAGGACAAUCCUGCCGAGCGAGCCUUCACGCUGGUCCUCAUCAACGCCAUCUCGCAGUCGUCGACCGCCUGGACUCCGCUGCUGGUCUUUCCCACCGUGGAAGCGCCGCGGUAUCCCAAAGGCUGGCCAUAUUGCUUCGCUUGCGCCCUCGCACUGAUUGUGGCGACGUGGGCUCUGUAUUGGUACCUGCAACGCACAAAGGUUCACAAGGCGCUCUUGGAGCCGGGGAGCCCAGCAUCAACGCCGGAGGCCUCUGUGCUUGAACAAGGAAAGGUUGUUGAAGUGUCCCUGGCGCCUGCGGCGGACGAGCAGGAAGGACUCACCAAAGGUGUCGAUUGA